Molecule: messenger RNA, 504 nt
Organism: Mucor mucedo
Lineage: Eukaryota; Fungi; Mucoromycota; Mucoromycetes; Mucorales; Mucoraceae
Exons: 4
Coding region: 1-504 (167 amino acids)
Source: RefSeq, a predicted model, not a curated record
AUGUGUCCCACUCACUUUUCAUUGAACUGGUUGUCUGCUAAAUGCGGAAUUUUUUCUCUUUCUUCAUUUGAGGUCAUCAAAGCCGCAAAAUUAGUCAUUUUGGGGGUGCAACCCAAACUGUUGUCCCUUAAAAAAAAGUAUUUUAAAUGUCCCCAGUACUUCGAAUUGGAGCCACAUCUUUCUGAUAGGUUUACGGACAACUCUUGGGUUACUGACACAGGAACUAUUCAAGAUAAGCCUUUCAAUAAAGAAACGUUUAUUGCAAGUAUUCGUAACGAAGAUAAGAAGAGCAAAAAAAAAAACAAGAAACAAAAAAAAACAAAAACUCCCGUGUAUGAUGAGCUUAUGGAACGUUUUGAAAUUGAAACUGGAGCUAAUGGCAGUAAUGCUGGUGGAAGUGAAUCAGGUUCGAAUACUACCAAUGACAGUGAAAAGUCGACGUCUGUUGUGGCUCUGGAAGCAUGUAAUGUAGCGAUGUGUUCCGAUAAUGCAUCUACGAUGUGA